CAACCGCCGUGUGGCAAUAAUCAUCCGUCUUCUUUCGUUACAGAGAGAGAUUGAGAGAGUGGGAGAGAGCUCCAUCGAAAUGGAAGGUAGUAGCAGAGCUAGCGCAAUCCGUCAGCUGCAGGACGCGAAGCGCUUGUCGGGAAAAUCUUGCAACCAGAUAGCGGAAGAGACUGGCCUCACUAACGUCUAUGUCGCUCAGCUUCUCCGGCGUCAAGCGCAACUUAAGCCUGAGACUGUCCCGAAAUUGAGGGCAGCCUUGCCUCAUCUUACCGAUGAUCAUAUUCAAGAGAUGAUGCUGCCGCCAAUGAGGUGCUACGAUCCUUGUUUGAUCCAAGAACCUACGAUUUACAGAUUGAACGAAGCAGUUAUGCAUUUUGGCGAGAGCAUCAAAGAAAUUAUUAAUGAGGAGUUUGGCGAUGGAAUUAUGUCAGCCAUAGACUUCUACUGCUCAGUCGACAAGGUCAAGGGUGUUGAUGGGAAGGACCGUGUUGUGAUAACAUUUGAUGGUAAAUAUUUGCCCUACACAGAGCAGAAGGUAGAGCAUAUGGCUUCCAGACGACCGUCGUAGGAAAGUUGAGCGCGAUUCUAAAGCUUGCAACAUGGUUGCUGUAAGAAUCUGCUCUUUUUUUCUCCCUGCAGUGUAAUUGCUUUGCAUCCUUCAUUUGAAAAUCUUGUAUAAUAAAAUGUGAAGCUGCUUGCUUUUGUGUAUGAAAGCCUCAUAGCAAUGUUCUUAUGGCUUUCAAGUGUUUCUAUGUGAUCCUGUCAUGGCCAAGUUUGUCCUGGGUGACUUUGUUAGCUCUAAAUUGAUUGUCUAUCAGGUCAUAGACGUGCAAUUGUAUCUUGUACCGAGUCAAUAAAAGUGUCUUUAUUUAGAA
This is a messenger RNA of Cucurbita maxima (winter squash), 875 nucleotides long. RefSeq names its product cyanate hydratase. Bases 80 to 568 code for a protein of 162 amino acids. NCBI's taxonomy places the organism in Eukaryota, Viridiplantae, Streptophyta, Magnoliopsida, Cucurbitales, Cucurbitaceae. The transcript is spliced from 4 exons. Gene Ontology annotation, molecular function: cyanate hydratase activity; DNA binding. The record is from RefSeq and is a predicted model, not a curated record.